Lactuca virosa is the source of this 987-nucleotide messenger RNA. The record is from the annotation of a GenBank genome assembly. Lineage: Eukaryota; Viridiplantae; Streptophyta; Magnoliopsida; Asterales; Asteraceae.
AUGUUGAUACUACUUUUCUUCCUGUUGUCACCAGCGGUUGCAGUAGCCGAACGUUGUCACCCGGACGAUAAAGCAGCAAUUCUUAAAUUCAAAAACAGCUUUUCAAAUGGGCCUCAGCUCUUGCCAAUGUGGACGUCAGAUCGUGACUGUUGUGACAUAUUUGAUUGUGAUGAGACGACAAAUCGCAUUAUAGACUUCUCCCUCACCAACUCCAACCUUGCAGGCACAAUACCCGAUGUCAUCGGUGAUUUGACAUAUCUGAAGACACUUCGCUUGCACAAGAUGCCAUUUCUUGUAGGCGAAAUUCCCCGAGGUGUGACAAGAUUGAAAUACGUCACAUUUUUUGAUAUAAGUUGGACUAACGUCUCAGGCCACGUCCCUUCAUUUCUUGAAGAGCUCAAAAGUGUCAUGAUUCUUGAUCUUUCAUUUAACAAUUUAUCAGGUCCAAUUCCAUCCUCUCUAGCUACUUUGCCAAAUAUGAUUGGGCUAGACAUUAGUCGAAAUCAACUCACGGGGUCAAUCCCCGAGUCAUUCGGUCAUCUUGUCUCUCCAGCCUUGCAAGGCCUAAGUUUAUCUCAUAACAUGCUCUCUGGUGAGAUCCCUACAUCGAUUGGGAAAAUGAAUAUCUAUCAGAUUGAUCUAUCGAGAAACAACUUAUCAGGAGAUGCCUCGAUGUUGUUUGGUGCAAUAAAGAGUACUAGUGUAAUUGACAUUUCACGAAACAAUUUUGAGUUUGAUUUCUCGCGAGUGAGUUUCAUGGAGGAGACUUUGGUAACAUUGGAUAUAUCACAUAACAAGAUAUAUGGGAAGAUACCGACUCAAAUACUUAAAGCGUUCAUGUUACAGUUUUUAAAUGUAAGUUACAACAGAUUAUGUGGAGAGAUUCCUUCGCCGUGGAAACUAAGGUAUCGAUCUGAAGGGUUUGAUAACACUUCAUUCAUACACGAUCAAUGUUUGUGUGGAUCGCCCCUUGCACAAUGUAAAUGA